UCACUUUCUCUCUGCUCUCUACUCUCCUCUGUUUGCUCUGCUCACUCUCUUCAGGGGGGGGGGAGUGGGGCAGUCUCUCUUUUCUCUCUUUUUGUCUCUUCUCUCGAUUUUUAGCUUAUUCUCUCCCCUGGGUCUGCUGCUGGCACAGUCUUCCUCCUCUUCCUCCUCUUCCUCCUCGUUUGCACGCUCAAGCAUCCUCUGCUAUGCUGCUGCACUUAGGGAAAACUUUACUCGUGGACUCACUCCUUGUUUAGUUAGUUUUUAAGGGAAGGGAAGGAAGGAAGGAAGGAAGGAAGGAAGGAAGAACAGAGAAGUACACACACACACACACAUAUAUAUUUAUAUAUAUAUACAUACACAUAUAUACUUAGUCUAUUUUUGUGGGUAGGGUGGAGUAGUGUGUUCGAGGGGAUGUUGAUGUAGUUUUUACCACAUAGUUUGAUGGAUGUUGGGUAUGGUGGCUACACAAGCACGCACCCUUAAGAAGAAAAGGGUUACAUCCUGCUCUCGUUUGAAGCGGGGCUGAAGUGGUUUUGAGAGGUGGGGGAGCAGUGAGGAGGAGGAGGAGGAGGGGGUUUGAGGCAUGGGCAUAGUGAUUGCUCUGCUGAGGCGGCGUUUGGAGGGUUAAUAGUUUGAGGAAUGGUGUCUGGAAGCGACGGAGUGAUAGUGGGUAUUUUUAUUUUUUUGUUUUUGUGAGGACAUGAGGAGUAGCGCUUAGUAAUCACUGCAGGGGAGUUUGGGUUGCUUAUCGCUUGUCGUUUCGAAAGUGCUCUCAAAAUGGUGGUGGAUUUGGGUAUAUUCUUGGCGGUUUGGAAUACGAGAGCUCAGGGUUGGUGUCGUCUGUGUGCUCCAUUUGCGCGGAGGGAGAGCGUGGUUUGCUUUAGGGUUUGGUUAGCUCUGACCUUUGCCAUUUAAAGCUGUAGUGUGGUAGGUUUCGGAGCUGAAGUAGUCGUUGAUGCGAUUUGUUGAUUCUUUAAGGUAGAGAAUAUAGAGGAUUUGCCAGAAACAGGGUAGCAUACUAUGGAGGGCCUAGGUGAAGGUUACGAGGCGUUUGUGGAGCGGUUGCAAUCAGCUGCUAACACUGCUGCCAAGGUUUCUGGGAAUAGUUCUACGAGCAAUUCUGCGGGGCAUCCCCCGCAUCCUACACAGUCUCAGGUACAUCAGUCGCGAUAUGUUGGUUAUCCAUCCACCUCUCACCCGUUCACUGUCAAGAGGGAGACGUCUCCUGCUCUGUCUGAGAGUUCAAUGAGGUCGAGAGAGUCAUUAGAGGUGUCCAUGCAGGAUGCAGUGAACUCUCCAGUCCCGCCUGGUUUCUUGAGCUCUGGACAGCCCCCGCGGAUACCCAGUCCUGCUCACAACUACAGUAAGGAUGUGAAUCAGAUGCCGGAUUCCCCUCCAAGACGAAGAGGUCAUCGUCGUGCUCAGUCUGAGAUUGCUCUCCGCUUGCCGGAUGAAGCUUCCUUCGAGCGUGAAAUGCAUGGCUCUGAAAUGCCGGCACUUUCAGACGAGGGCGGGGAGGAUCUUGUCUCCAUGUAUAUAGAUAUGGAGCAGAUCAACAACUUCACCGCUACCUCAGGUCAGGCGGGUGCCAAGUCUGCUGGUGAGGAAAGCAAUGGGCUUCCCCCAACUUCUUCUCAUCACUCUAGAAGUUUAUCCAUGGAUGCUCUCGCUGGCUUCAAUAGCAGUAGAGCUGAACUUGGUGGCAACUAUGGAUCCUCCGAAGUUCCUCGACGUCCGCGACAUCAGCAUAGUAGCUCACUGGAUGGCUCUACUUCUGUCGAUAUCGAGGGUUUAGACAGCAAGAAGGCCAUGGCUUCUGCGAAGUUAUCCGAGAUAGCUUUAAUUGACCCCAAGCGUGCGAAAAGGAUAUUGGCCAAUCGGCAAUCAGCGGCUCGUUCCAAGGAACGUAAGAUGCGAUACAUCUCAGAACUUGAACGCAAAGUGCAGUCUCUGCAGACAGAAGCCACGACCCUUUCUGCUCAACUCACCCUGCUGCAGAAAGAUACAACAAGUCUUACUACAGAAAAUAGCGAGCUGAAGUUGCGGUUGCAGGCAAUGGAACAACAAGCUCAGCUACGUGAUGCUCUGCAUGAAGCACUACGAGAUGAAGUGCAACGUUUGAGAGUUGCCACUGGACAGCUCAGUAAUGGUUCUGGCCAGAAUUCGAGUCUUGGGGGUCAGCAUGUCUUUCAGAUGCAGAAUCAGUCAUUGAAUGCGCAACACAUUCAGCAUCUCCAACAGACAGCACUUAAUAACCAGCAACAGAUGCAUACUGAAUACAUGCAGCGUGGCGGAUAUGGUCUUUCAUCCGGGUUUAUGAAGGCUGAAGGAUCAGGCAUUGCAAUCAAUCAUGGCAGUAGUUCCUCUUUUGGUUGAUCUGUGUUCAUCUGUCACCAGUCUGCUUCUUGUAAGGUCUAGCGAAGGGCUGCAGCUACCUCGUCAUUCAUGGUGCUCAACCGCCUUUCAGUGUGUCAUUUGGAUUCACCAAAUAUAUCGACCUGAGUAGGACCUAGACAUUAUGGUUUCGUUUGCUAUAAUCAUUGUUGUAGAGAACAUCAGUCAGUACUUGGCACAACCAUCCUUUUGAGUUUUCGGGUCUCUUGCUUUAAUAUUUUCAUGGUUCUAGUCGAAAUUCAAAUUAUUCGUUCUUUGCUGUCUAUCACAGCCUUCUAUCCCAAGGACUGAAGAUCGUUUGGGAAUGUUUUAGAAGGGCCAAGUUUUUUAUUUAGAGAAGCUUGGGCUACGAUGGGGUGGUCAACUGCAGGCAGGAGUUCUCGGCUGCGUUUGUGCCUGUUUUUUUCUGAGUCAUCGAGAUGGCUGUUGCGGCUGGAAUUAUUUUAUUACGAUAGUCCGGGAUCAUUCGGUGAAAUCCUGAUGUGUAGGGGAAGUUUCUAUUUUUCUUUUCUUUUCUUUUCUUUGUCUUUUUUUUUCAGGCCAUAUUAAGUUUCUCGCUUCUCACUGAAGUGUUGAGGGUCUUUAAUAUUAGAGAAUGGGUAGGUUUAGAUGCCAUUAUUUACUCAUAAUUUUGUACACAGAUGUGCAAAAUGUACCCUGCCUCAACAUCAAUUUUAGGAACUAUAGUAGUGGACAUCUGCGGUGCCCACUUCAUUGUUUAUCAGAAGGCAGAGUUUUGUCUAUUAAUUUUGUGCAGAUUUUUUUUCUACAAGUCUUAUUUCGGGCUUUGUGGCACUCAUUUCAUGUAUAUAUUGGACACGCAUGGCCGAA
Messenger RNA from Physcomitrium patens, 3225 nucleotides. Its product is annotated as transcription factor RF2a. NCBI's taxonomy places the organism in Eukaryota, Viridiplantae, Streptophyta, Bryopsida, Funariales, Funariaceae. The record is from RefSeq and is a predicted model, not a curated record. Gene Ontology annotation, biological process: regulation of DNA-templated transcription. Gene Ontology annotation, molecular function: DNA-binding transcription factor activity. Gene Ontology annotation, cellular component: nucleus.